CGUUGGUCACAAGGAAAAGAGCCGUGGUAUUAUAGUUGUCGACAGUAAAAGUGGCAUUUUACUUAUUCAUAUACACAUACACAGUGUAUGUCUCCAUAUCAGAGAAAAUGAGGCCGAAAUUCCUUGUUAUGACCAGUGCUGGGUUGUGCUUAACGGUUUUAUUAGCAUGGACAUUAGGACACCAUAUUACCUAUGAGGGUUUUUAUCUUUUUCAUCCUAAGGAGAAAGAGAAACCAAACUUAGAACCAAUGAUCAUGCUUACUCGAACGCCUACCACACAACAUCUUGCAACUGCGUCACUUGUGCAGCCACGUGGACCUGUUCCACUAGAUACAAUAAGACAACAGAGGCGUGACAACCUGUUAAAGGCGUGUAAGGACGAUAGUGUGAGAUACCACGGGACAUACCAGGUACCAUACACGGUAUUGGAGCGCAUGCAAGUGUCACCGAAACAUCGCCUUAUCUAUUGUGGGUUAGAGAAAGCUGCAUCGUCAUUCAUGAAAAGAAUAUUCAUGAUCUUAAACGGAGCGGAGAAAAAGUCGCCCUAUGAGUUGCCAUUGGCUAAAUCUGGUCUAGGCGUUCCCAUCUUGUCCGAAUACCCGCAAGCUGAAGUGCCCGAUAUGCUUCUAAAUUCUACCAUGGUUAUAAUCACCAGAGAUCCUUAUACCCGACUUUUGUCGGCGUACACUGAUAAACUCUACUCUCCAAAUGCCAUAUACGCUGAUAAAAUCGGCAAAUAUGCUGUGAAAUUGUCAAGGGAAAAUGCAACUGAACAAAGCCUGCGAUGUGGUUUCGAUCUCACAUUUAAAGAAUUUGUGAAAUAUUUCAUUCAAUCAGAAAAAGAUGGCUUACAUCGGGACAAUCAUUUCGCUCCUGCUAACCAAAUGUGUUUACCUUGCACCUACAAUUAUAAUUUCAUAGCAAGAACGGAAACAUUAUUAAAUGACACAGUGUAUCUCCUUAAUCAUCUGGGAGAACAGCAAUUGGCGGAGAGCAUACAGGUAAAUUUUACCAGCAAGAAUCGUCGGGAUAAAAUCAAAGACCAACCAAACCUGUUAUUCAUGUUUAGAGAUAAAUAUAAAGGUUGUUUAUCCUUUUUUGAUGCCCAACGAAAAAUCUGGAAGAAAAUGCAAACUUCAGGUGUGAUUGACAAAAAAUCCAAAUAUCCUAUAUCGCGAGAUGAAAGUGAAAACAUCACGCGGACUUCAUUUGAAAAACUAUUACUCGCAGCAGUCGGUAAUGUUGUUGACGCCACCUACGCAAGGAAACAGAGAGAAGAGGCUGCCAUUGAGGCAUACUCUAGUCUUGACGGAGAGGACCUAGAAGAACUUAGCAAAAUAUUUGCACCAGACUGUAAGAUUUUCAAGUUCAGAUGUAGACCCCAAAGGUUUUUUGAAACAGAUCCAAAUAUCAAACCGUGGUAUUUCGAACUUGCGACAGCCUGAUUUGUUUGUUUUUUUGUUGUUUUUUUUCAUAUUUGGAGAUUAUGAAAUUGAAUGCUUUUUCUAGUUCUCCCAUGAACUGAACAAGAACUUGGCAAUAGGACAUAUUGAUGGCUCUUUCGUACUAUUUGACGCACGAUUGUCAUAAAAAAAACCAAUGUAUAUAACAACAAUAAGCGCAAUCAUAUUUUAGCGGAAUGCUCCCAGCGCGAAAAAAACCCACUAAAAUUAGAUAACCGCUAAAAUAUGUAAGUUUACAGUAUUUUAUUCGCAUUUUUACUUAGAUCAGAAUUUACGAUUUAUCUGUUCUGCAGCUUAUCGAAAACGAAAAUACUUUGUUUAAAGAUUUGAUUUAUGCGACUCAUUUGUGUCAUUGAUGCAGACUCAGUAGUAAUGUCUUUCGCCAGAAGGUUAAACGUCAAAGAUCCGAAUUAUCGGCUUGAUGGUUUUACCACAUUUGACAUCUGUAACCUUAAUAUUGUGUCAGUGUCAUUCAAUAAUCUAGGCGGGGUGACAGUGGAACAUCAUCAACAAUGUUUUCUCUAUUCCCUUCAACUAUGAUAAAAACUUAAACGUUACGUCAUAGAUACAAUGUAGUAACCUAGUACAAUACAUGACACUUGGUGUAGAUUUCUGUCAUAGCUCUUUCUCCCAACAUGCAAACGUUCGAAUGGCAAAAACCAAGCAUUUCACCUUGAAUAUGGGUCAAGGUCGUUUCUUUUCACAAAAUGUAAUUAUUGAUUGAAGAAAUGUCGUUUCAUUUCGUAAAGGUUUCAUCCAAGAAAGCUACAUGCCAUAGAUAAUUCCAUAUAUUUCCGUUCAUCUAAAUGUCUCGCUUUUAUGUUUUAACAAAGUUGUUCCUUGUGACUUUGAAUAUUAAUCUUUCUUUUCGUAAAAUCUUAUUGGGCGUUGAGGCCAUAUGAACUAAAUGUGAAUGUUAUCAUGAAUUUCUUUUUGUUUUAAAUAAAAUUUUAUCAAUGUAGUUGUAUAUAUUUGAUUUUUUUGGAAAAUAGAGAAAAUUAAGAAAAUUUGCAAUAUCCUUAUGCUCAAGUGAAUGUCAUGUUGAUCGAGAGAGAGAUGAAGUCUUAUUUGUAUGUUCAUCAUUUUUAUCAUGUGACAUUUUAUAAUGCUGAAAUAAAACACUGUAGAAGUAACACAUAUCACUGUGAAUUUUCAGCAAAAUGCUAUUUAUUGAAGCAGACCUUGACCUUUGAGCUUUGAUGUCAAUAUCUGUGAACUCGUGCCAGAUCUAUCAAAUACAAACACCUGUUCAGUUUUAGAAUAUGUAAGAAAAUAUUACAGCUUAAGUGAAGAGAUAGAGAGGGAAAUUGAACAUAUGUUAUUGGAAAUUGGUCUUGACGCUAUACACCAACUAAAGCGGGGCGGCAAAACUCUAUUUUUAGAUACAAUGAUCUUGACCAACGGCUGGUCACGCCAGUGUUCAAACUUGUUAAAAGUAAAUUAUACACUUUUGAUUCGUCGUUCAAAUAGUAAAUACGAUCGCUAAAGUAAUGAAAAAUGAAUAUAACAGAAGCAAUGGGGAUUUGGUCAAUUUUGCAAGUAUAUAACACUUGUCUUUUACAGAAGACAAUGUCUCUACUGUCUGUUUUAGCAUCAGGACAGAUAUAAUGACUAAAGACAUAGGAAUUCACGUGAGAAAUAUAUUUCCAAUUUCAGCGAAACACUUUCAAGUUGAAUAAAUGAAUUUAAAAAUUAC
Molecule: messenger RNA, 3159 nt
Organism: Pecten maximus
Lineage: Eukaryota; Metazoa; Mollusca; Bivalvia; Pectinida; Pectinidae
Product: carbohydrate sulfotransferase 9-like
Exons: 5
Coding region: 108-1445 (445 amino acids)
Biological process (GO): carbohydrate biosynthetic process
Cellular component (GO): membrane
Molecular function (GO): sulfotransferase activity
Source: RefSeq, a predicted model, not a curated record